CCAUCACAACCAAUACCAGUGAGUCUACUACAAGUACCUCCCGCCAUUCCUUUCAUCAGACCGCGCGACACAGCGGAUACGCUCUUUUUUUCAGAAGGGUUUUUAUACCCAAACUGAGGCCAACCUAAUAAGAAAAAUCCAUAUUUCACCGACAUGAACAAACGAGGAUUAGCGCACGUUCGCGUUGGGCAUGCUGGUGCACCACAAACGCACCAAAAGCGUUCUUCAUGCGCAACAGGCGGUUUUUACAUCAGCCCCUCUCAGGGUCAAACUGUUUCUAGCAGUAGUCCCUUCAAUAUCACAUGGGACACAUCCUGCUUGCCCAACACACAAGCUGUCGAUAUCUAUCUUAUUGCCCCCAGCUUGAGCAGCAGCCGUAUCCACGAGUGGCAAAAUGUUAAUUACGCCUUGGGAACUUAUCAGACCAGCCUUGAGACCAAGUGGUGGAAUGACACGUCCACGGUCAAUCUACAGCUUUCCAUCGUCACCACCAACACACAACCAUUCCUUAGCCCGUUUCCCGCGGGCCCUGUAUUUACUGCUACAUAUACUGCACCAUCCGAUGGUUCUACCCCAGCCAGCGCCGAUCUCAGUUCUCCUGGCGGUGUCACUUAUGUUGGAAAUUUCUCUUCCAAUAGCUCUUCCUCUAGCGGCAAGAUCGCUGCCGGCGUCCUGGUGCCGCUGAUUUUCAUCGGACUGGGACUAGCCGUCUACUUCAAAUUAAGUCGUGCCAAAUCCAAGGAAAAGAGCAGACGCUUCAGCGAGGCCAUCGACAAGCGUAUGUCGACGAUUUCCGUGGACUGGAAGUCCAUGUCUGCUGCUGGCGCUUCGGCAGCCAUUCGUCACAGUAUGGCAGUUUCAGUCGGAGGAAAUCGCAACUCGUCGUUUUCCUCUGGUCCACUUCGUCCUGUCAGCACUGCUGCUGUUGAAGGCGAUCCUUCUAUAUCAGACAAAGACAGCUUUGACGUGCCAAGGAUGUCUCAACUACGCUCCGGUUUGCGUUCUCAGACUAACUUAGGCGAGCGGGUAUCACGAGUGUCAUUCGCUACAGACAUUCGUCCAUCAAUAGAGUCUCGUCGCACGGUCGGAACCAGUCGUGCCUUCCAUACUGGCUUUGUGCCUCCUCUUCCUUCCAACGAUGACAAGGAAGAGACGGGAGACCUUUCUCCCACACAAACGAAGGGACCCUUUACUCUCACUCCAGAUGAUAUCCGUGCCCGCAUGUCCCUUAGUGGACCAUCGGAGGCGCGUCCUAGCAUGGAUGAAGUUUGGCCGUCCUUGAGCAUGAUGCGCACAGGAAACGAAGCUGGUGGAGAUGAUUAUUUGCUACCCCAAGAACAGCAGAGCGUUGAUAUGCCUCUUCCUCCCGUUCCAGCACAUCCUGCCCCGGAAUCAGGUCUUUCUAUGAUGCCCAUGCCUGCCAGCGUCAUGUCUCCCGACGAGAUGCUCCGCGCCUAUGCCGAACGGAGAAUGAAGUCCCCUCCCCCUACUGGCUCCUUGGCAUUCCCUAUCCCAGCUGCGAGCUACAGUGGUAAUGGUAUGCGGACGCUGUACACUCCCAGCCUCUCUACCCAGGAGGGGGGCGAGCAAAACAACCGUUACACUCAAGCGUAUGAUGAUCCUUACGCUGGCACCGCAACUUGAUCCUGCAGAUCUGUGGUGUAAUGGUGUAACUUCACGUUAAGAUAACGAUAUCGCUCUUUCGGUCUAUCGCGUUUCGGUUCCGUAGCCUCGGUUUCACGACAACUUUGUACUUUUUGCAGUGUUACGUUGCCUUCUGAUUCCACCUUUCCUCUUUCAGAUUCGUUAUCGAUACGUGCGUCCGCGUCAGUGGUUCUUAUUGCGUAUCUAUUCCCUGCGUACCCUUCAUACCCACGUCAUCGCCUCUUCCCAUUGUUUCUAACGUUACCUGUUCUGGUCCCCGGCGAUAGUGAUCAGGACCUUGUACCCACUUUGUCACGGGACGCCGCUGGACUGGCAGCCCUCGACUAUGAUUACCCAAUUGUGAUUGUCGGUUUGGAGUUCAAUUUGAUUCUCUCUUAUCGUGAUAUUUGAC
Messenger RNA from Suillus fuscotomentosus, 2056 nucleotides. RefSeq lists its product as uncharacterized. The record is from RefSeq and is a predicted model, not a curated record. Lineage: Eukaryota; Fungi; Basidiomycota; Agaricomycetes; Boletales; Suillaceae. The coding region runs from base 154 to 1644 and encodes 496 amino acids. The transcript is spliced from 3 exons.